AUGGCACUUGUGAAAGCUUCUCCUGUUAUAGCUGAUGUAGUUACGCGGAUCAUAGAGUAUGUGAAUAAGGUGGAGGCGAGAAACUACGAACAUCAUAUCAAGGACACACUUCAAAUCAAUGUACCUCAACAUGAGGAUGAAGAUCACUCGAAAUAUGUAGACGACGAUCAAAGUCGAGAUAAGAAAAAUAGUACAGUUGUUGAUUGGGGUGCUUUCAAAAAGGAACUCAACGCGAAAUACGGCGUCCCAGAAGAAGAACUCGACGGAUACAUGUCGACAUACAUGUUUAGACGCUACUUCUUAAAAAAAAAAACUUCUGAACCAACUUCUGAUCGAGAUGAAAAAGAAGAUGACUAUGAUUCAAGUGAAUCUGAAAUCUCCACGGAUGAAAGCUCUGAUUACUACGACGGUGAAGACGAGUCCGAUUCCAGCGACCCGAAUCAUGGAGACGACGAUGAUGAAGACGGAGCAGAUAGUACAAAUCAGGAAGAUGAGUACGAAGAUGAACAGGAAGAGGAAGAUCAAUUGACUGAAGCACCGACCACGAAAAUCUUCAGAAAAAGAAAACAGUUCGAUUCUGAUAGAGUUUCAUUUGCUCCCAAACAACGAAAUGAAAGAAACAAUCGCGCCUUUACAUUUUCAACAAGACAAACCACAAUGGCUGCUCGUUUGAAUCGAAAUAGAAACGAACGUCGAAGUUCUUCUACCGCUUCUACAAUGAGAACCACCACCUCUUCUAAGCCAGAAAUGAUUAUCAAAACCAACAGACCAAUUUCGUCAACUACACCAAGGCAAACGACGACCAAAACUCGAAAACCUCGGAAGAAGACACAAAGUCGAAAAGCUGAUCCUACAACCACCAUCACAACCACAGCAACCAUGAGGACCACGACCACCAUGAGAACAAGACGAACAACUUCCCAUCAGUCGAGACGAACCACGACAGAACCUCGUACGAAACGGACGACGUCUGCCCCUGAAACGAGACAAACAACCAUCACCACUCAGAAGACUCGGAAUGAUAGAAGAAGACGCGGGCGGCCCACUACCACCACUCCAAGAUCGACUACCAUUACUCCAAGAUUCACAACCACUACUCUAAAAUCCACUUUCACCGGCCGAAGGAAGUUCAAAGGACGCGGAUAA
Caenorhabditis briggsae is the source of this 1146-nucleotide messenger RNA. The record is from RefSeq and is a predicted model, not a curated record. The transcript has 4 exons. Lineage: Eukaryota; Metazoa; Nematoda; Chromadorea; Rhabditida; Rhabditidae. Bases 1 to 1146 code for a protein of 381 amino acids.